AUGAGGACCAUGUUCCCAGUUUAUCUUGUGGCCAAGUCUGAAAAGGCGGUGGCCAAGUCAGUGAUCUACUUCAAGAUGUUUUGGCCUGAAACCAUCAUCCAUCCGCCCCCAGUGCCCUUUCCUGUCUCUAAAUAUGCCUCUGAGUCCAUGGAGUCUUCUGACUGGGAUUCUCACACUCAUAAACUCACUAACUUAACCCAUCUUCUGUACUGGCCUCCAACUGGUAGAGACAGGGGUAACAUUUUGGUCUCCACCAGCCCCAAGACCUCUACCUACUACCUCAAGGGUCCUGCCAAGGCUACCUAUGAUCUGGGAGGUCACCUAGAGGCUAUCCUUGUAGCCAGAGACCACAUGGGCAGGCCCAAGACCCACGGUGGGGAUCUCUUUCGGGCACAGCUCCUGGGUCCAGAAUCUAAAGCAGGGGUUCCAGGGGAGGUGAAGGAUCUGGAGAAUGGAACGUACCUGUUAUCCUUCCCCCUGCUCUGGGCUGGGAAGGCUCAGGUGCAAGUGCGGCUGAUCCACUCCAGUGAGGCAGUUGGGGUUCUUCAGAGAAUCUGGAGAGAAAAAAGGGCCACUGUUGAUUUCAGGGGGUAUUUCCAAGGAAAAGAAAGGGCCAAAGAGACCAUGAUCUGCAAUGUGGAUCCGCAAUCAAUUGGAAGCAAAGGGCCUGUCUGUCAGUACAGGGAUGAGGUUUCUGGGGAGGUCUGGUUCUGCACUCAACCCCAUACCUUACCCUGCAAUGCUUUAGUUGGUCAUUCAAGUGGAAGUUACCUGAAGGUGACCACACCACAAGAUGAAGCCCUGUUCGCUGGGAACGUGACUGACAAGCCACUCCCUUCAGGCAUAUCUCCAAUCCUGGUCAAACCAGCAACCACUGGGAAAAGGAGUAGUCUGGCCUUGUCCUCAAGGCCCCCAUGCCGUCCUGGCCACCUGUCCCCAAAGCCCUCUGGUUUCUACCACCAAGACAGAUGGCAUUCAAGGUUCUGUGAUAGCCGUUCCUUCCCCACUGUCAGCAGCAUCUUGGACUGCCUGGCAGGCCGCAUCGUGUACAUGAUGGGGGACUCUACACUUCGGCAGUGGUGGGAGUAUCUUCGAGACACAGUGCCUUCCCUGAAACCACUUGAUCUGCACGUCACAUAUCAGACAGGUCCGCUGAUGGCUGUGGAGACAAUGCGGGGUAUAGUGAUGCACUGGCGGGCCCACAGCUGGCCCCUGCGCUCUCUCCGCACACCAGUGGCCUCCCUGCAUUCUGUGGCAAAAGAGCUGCAUGGCCUAGCUGGGGGUCCCUACACCGUGGUGGUGCUGGGUCUGGGAGCUCACUUUACCACUUUCCCUCCGUCCAUCUUUGCGCGACGACUGGCAGGAAUUCGGGAAGCUGUGAUGGCCCUUCUGGCUCGGGAACCCAGAACUCUUGUGGUCAUCAAACUGGCCAACACUGGAUAUAAAUCCGUUUACGGCAGUGACUGGCUCACACUCCAGGUGAACCGUCUCCUCCGAGCUGCCUUUGCUGGCCUCCAGGUGGCUUUUGUGGACGCCUGGGAAAUGACAUCCAGUCUAGCCUUGCCAGACAACAUCCACCCGGUGAAGCUCAUUGUCCGAAAUGAAGUGGAUCUACUCCUCUCCUUCAUUUGUCCCAUCUGA
Nannospalax galili (Upper Galilee mountains blind mole rat) is the source of this 1641-nucleotide messenger RNA. Its product is annotated as NXPE family member 3-like. NCBI's taxonomy places the organism in Eukaryota, Metazoa, Chordata, Mammalia, Rodentia, Spalacidae. The record is from RefSeq and is a predicted model, not a curated record. The transcript has 5 exons. The coding region runs from base 1 to 1641 and encodes 546 amino acids.